This is a messenger RNA of Ochotona princeps (American pika), 689 nucleotides long. RefSeq names its product C-C motif chemokine 3-like. The record is from RefSeq and is a predicted model, not a curated record. Gene Ontology annotation, molecular function: CCR chemokine receptor binding; chemokine activity. The transcript is spliced from 3 exons. Gene Ontology annotation, cellular component: extracellular region. Bases 1 to 393 code for a protein of 130 amino acids. Gene Ontology annotation, biological process: cellular response to tumor necrosis factor; chemokine-mediated signaling pathway; positive regulation of GTPase activity. Lineage: Eukaryota; Metazoa; Chordata; Mammalia; Lagomorpha; Ochotonidae.
AUGGUACCAGACACCCUGUCCAUGGCUUACUCCUGGGCCUCUUGUCGCCCUCCCCGCCCUGUCGCCACUGCGAACUCUUCUGUGCUGUUCCAGUUCUUCCUGACCCUCGACAGUGGGUACCCGGAACUGCAGGACUGGCUUCUCUUCCCAACAGUGACCAGAAACCUUUCUGUCUUGCCUCUCCUAGUUGGUGCCAACACCCCGACCGCCUGCUGCUUCCUGUACAUCUCCCGGCAGAUUCCAUGCAAGUUUGUGAAUGACUACUAUGAGACCAGCAGCCAGUGCUACAAGCCAGGCAUCAUCUUCCAGACCAAGAGAGACUGCCAGGUCUGUGCUGACCCCAGUGAGACCUGGGUCCAGGAGUACAUCUCUGAACUGGAGAUGAAUGCCUGAAUGGCCAGAGCUGCGCGCAGGCUGGAUCCUGCUCCCUCAGGCCCAACCACACCCUGGGGCCCUGCUGGAGUUUCAGUUUCUGUGCUGUAUUUAGUGUUCUCACUCCUGGCCAUUGCUGAAUGGGGGUAUGCAGGACAAGUGUUCUGUGGCGUCCCAUGACAUCCUCUGGCUUCUCCCUCCCUCCAACUCUUCUUGCUUUCACUAUAUUCACUCUUUGCAGGAACUAUCCCAGGGACAUCAAGGACAAAUGCUUACUGGAUGCUUUUGUCCAGCUCCAUGUCUAAUUAUUAAAGGUA